This is a messenger RNA of Drosophila innubila, 1366 nucleotides long. Its product is annotated as fork head domain-containing protein FD4-like. Gene Ontology annotation, molecular function: RNA polymerase II cis-regulatory region sequence-specific DNA binding; DNA-binding transcription factor activity, RNA polymerase II-specific. Bases 61 to 1293 code for a protein of 410 amino acids. Gene Ontology annotation, biological process: regulation of transcription by RNA polymerase II; cell differentiation; anatomical structure morphogenesis. The transcript has a single exon. The record is from RefSeq and is a predicted model, not a curated record. NCBI's taxonomy places the organism in Eukaryota, Metazoa, Arthropoda, Insecta, Diptera, Drosophilidae.
AGUACGAUUUUGAGUGUCAGACGUGUAAAACGUUCUCUUCGCUAACAGUAUUAAAAAAUAAUGCCAAGACCCUCACGAGAAUCCUACGGCGAUCAAAAGCCCCCCUAUUCGUACAUAUCGCUGACAGCAAUGGCCAUUUGGAGUUCACCGGAAAAAAUGUUACCUUUAAGCGAUAUCUAUAAAUUCAUAACCGACCGAUUUCCGUAUUACCGGAAGAACACACAGCGAUGGCAAAACUCAUUACGCCACAAUUUGAGCUUCAACGAUUGCUUCAUCAAGGUGCCCCGUCGGCCGGAUAGGCCUGGAAAAGGAGCCUAUUGGGCGCUACAUCCGCAAGCCUUCGAUAUGUUUGAGAACGGCAGUUUGUUGCGGCGAAGAAAGCGCUUUAAAUUGCAUAAAAACGAUAAAAACCUACUCAACGAGGAGUUGACCGCACUGGCGAAUCUCAAUCGGUUUAUUUUCACCGCCCGAUCCGGAGCGCAAGUGCCGACGAUGGAUAUAAACAGUACAACGAUGGGCGUAGAUUCACCUGCAAUGCUUGCUCAUCAUACAAAUCGAGUAUCUCCCGGAUUAGCUCCACUUUGCCCCCUAACGCACGGACAUACGCACAGUACGAGCUUACCACAGUCGCGAUACAUUUCGUUAGCCAACACUGAAAAUACGAAUUUGGCAGAGAUGACACUGCUCAAUCUGCGCAACUCGACAAACUUGGAUCUGGAAGGCACCGGCAGCUAUCGACCGAAAAGAUCGUUCACAAUAGAGAGUCUCAUCACGCCCGAUAAGCCGGAGCAAGUGUCCGAGGAUGAACAGGACGACGAUGACGAUCGCACCGAUAUCGAUGUGGUUGAGUGCGGAAACAGUUACACAAAUACCAAUGCCAAUGCCAAUACCAAUACCAACACAAAUUCGAAUGCGAAUACGAGUAGUGUAUCCGUUUACCCGCGAACAUCGUCGACCGAAUGUCUAUCGAUAUCGAUGCCCAUUCGCGCUGAGGAUCAACGCCAACGCCCCCUGCCGCCCUUGCAUACAAUAACGGCAUCUGCGCAUCUACCGUUUCUUCAUUAUGCUGCCGGUGUCAAUGUAUCUGGACUGGGGGCCGGCAGCAUCCAAUCUUCGGGGAUAUCGGCCACCACAUACGAUCUGGCCAUGGCCCAUCCCCUGCUGAUGAUGUCAACGCCAAUUGCAAACAUACACAGUAGUUAUUGCAACAAUUUUCCUAUCAUACCACCGCCGCAAACAUACCGAGGACCGGAAGUGCAAAGUAGAAUAAGCUCUGGUAUGCGAACCAUAUAAAUACAAAUGCUUCUUUCUGGGGUGCGAAGUCAAUGCCCAGCGAUCCUGUCGAUGUACAUAAACGUAGUUCCUU